AUGACGACAAUGGAUCUCCGUGUCGGCAACAAGUAUAGAAUCGGCCGCAAGAUUGGCAGUGGCAGUUUUGGUGACAUCUACUUGGGCACCAACAUAAUCUCUGGCGAAGAGAUUGCCAUCAAGCUCGAGAGCGUCAAGGCUAAGCACCCGCAGCUGGAGUAUGAAGCUCGUGUCUACAAGUCUCUCGCCGGUGGUGUCGGUAUCCCCUUCGUCCGCUGGUUCGGAACCGAGUGCGAUUACAAUGCUAUGGUGUUGGAUCUACUCGGCCCCAGUCUGGAGGACCUCUUCAACUUCUGCAAUCGCAAGUUCUCGCUCAAGACAGUCCUGCUCCUUGCCGACCAGCUCAUCUCCCGCAUCGAGUACAUCCAUGCCAAGUCCUUCAUCCACCGUGACAUCAAGCCGGACAACUUCCUCAUGGGCAUCGGCAAGCGCGGCAACCAGGUCAACGUGAUCGAUUUCGGUCUGGCCAAGAAGUACCGUGACCCGAAGACUCACUUCCACAUUCCGUACCGUGAGAACAAGAACUUGACCGGUACCGCUCGUUAUGCCUCCAUCAACACCCACUUGGGUGUCGAGCAAUCUCGUCGUGAUGACAUGGAGUCUCUUGGAUACGUCAUGCUCUACUUCUGCCGUGGAUCCCUUCCCUGGCAAGGACUCAAGGCCGCUACCAAGAAGCAGAAGUACGACCGUAUCAUGGAGAAGAAGAUGACGACUCCUACCGAGGUCCUGUGCCGUGGCUUCCCUAACGAGUUUGCCAUCUACCUGAACUACACCCGUUCCCUGCGUUUCGAUGACAAGCCGGACUACUCGUACCUGCGCAAGAUCUUCCGUGAUCUCUUUGUCCGCGAGGGAUUCCAGUAUGAUUACGUGUUCGACUGGACCGUCUACAAGUACCAGAAGAACGCCCAGGCCAUUGCCCAGGCUGCCGGCAACCAAGGCCAGGGUGAAGAGGAUGACAAGGCCCGUGGUCGCCACGUCACUACCACGGCCGCUGCCAACGCUGGCACCGGAACAGGUACUGCUACCAAGGGAGGCCGUCCGGUCAAUGCGCGCCAGGAGGGCACCGGAAUGUGA
Paraphaeosphaeria sporulosa is the source of this 1074-nucleotide messenger RNA. Its product is annotated as casein kinase-like protein I isoform delta. Lineage: Eukaryota; Fungi; Ascomycota; Dothideomycetes; Pleosporales; Didymosphaeriaceae. Gene Ontology annotation, cellular component: cytoplasm; nucleus. The record is from RefSeq and is a predicted model, not a curated record. Gene Ontology annotation, biological process: signal transduction; peptidyl-serine phosphorylation; endocytosis. The transcript is spliced from 4 exons. Bases 1 to 1074 code for a protein of 357 amino acids. Gene Ontology annotation, molecular function: protein serine/threonine kinase activity; ATP binding.